GUUGCUUGAUUAAAUUUGUUUUCUUAACAGGUUCUUCUACACCUGCUCCUCCGGUGACAGAGACCAUCCCUACAAAUCAAUGUGGAGGCCAACUGACAAAUGGUUAUGGAUCCUUCUCUGGACCUUAUUAUCCUGGAAACCACAGCAAUAUGACCUGUGUCUGGAAAAUUCAAGUUAGGCACUUGAAUCGCAUAAAUUUAAAGUUCUCUUCUAUAAACUUGGACUGUGAUAAAGAAUAUGUUGAGGUUUAUGAUGGACUCCAAUAUAGUUCAUAUCCACUUGGAAGAACUUGUUCUAGUGCCUAUCUCAACUAUACCUAUUCAUCAACUUCCAACAUAAUGACAAUAGUGCUGCAUAGAGAUUCAGGUGAUGCAGGAAAUGGGUUCUCUGCUUAUUACUACUCUAUUCCACAAGAACUGAGGCCUACUACACCAGCUUCUACUUCUAAAGAUACAAGACUUUCAUGUUCUGAUGGAUUCAUGCGUGCACGGAUUAGCAUAAGCUAUCUCAAUUCAAUCGGCUAUAAUGCAUCACAAGUUUACCUGAACUCCCUGGAUAGAUCAUGUAAAUCUCAAAUUUCAACCGACUAUGUCUACUUUAUUAUACCAUUCUAUGGCUGUAACACAGAUAUAAGGGUGAAGAAUGACACAAUAACUUAUUACAAUGUAAUCAAGACACUCAACUCCGAUUAUAUUAUUACAAGAAAGAAAAACUUUCAAUUUCAUGUUUUGUGUGAAAUGAGGCAGAACACUAUUGUACAAACAAUGUUUAUUGCCCAAAAUGCUAUUGACCUUACUGAAAGGCGUAUUGGCCAUUACAAUGUGUCUCUGGCAUUCUAUUCAUCAUUAUCCUUCACCCAUAAAAUUGUGGGAUCACCUUACUACGUUUCACUCAACCAGAAUUUAUAUCUCCAAGCUACUCUGCACACUGCUGAUACAAAUAUUGUACUCUUCUUAGACACAUGUAUUGCAUCUCCAGAUAGUAAUGAUUUUAGAACCUUGACCUAUGACUUAAUCCGAAAUGGAUGCCCACGAGACUUUACUUAUAGAAGCCUGUCCUCUCCAGCAAACAAUAUAGUUCGUUUCCAGUUCAACUCCUUUAAGUUCCUUAACAAGCACAAUUCAGUUUACAUACAAUGUAAAUUGGUAGUGUGUAGAGCAGGUGAUCGUUCAUCUCGAUGCCACCAGGGAUGUUUAAGGAGAAGCAAGAGAAGCGUGGAUGAAUCUCAGGAGAAGGUUAAUGUUGUUGUGGGACCACUCAAACUUCUGAAGGAUGAAAAUGAAGUUCAAAAAUAGGGAUUUCCCCGCUUCCCUGCAAUUUAACUAUGUUUUCUGGUUAAAAUGAUGAAAGCUAGAUAGAUACCUUAAAAAAAAGUAAUCAUACCCAUGUUACUCCAUGGAGAAAAUGUUUCAAAUCCACAGCUGAAUACUAUUCUUUAUACAAGCACUAAAAGUGAUAUUAAAUAUCAAAACAACUUUUUAAGAUCUUCAGAGCUCUUCAUCAGGCAAUAUUAGGGGAUGAGGGAAAGGAAAAUUAGUGAACAGCAUUUUACAUAGACAAGGUAUUUUCCUAAAUGGCUAUGCAAUUUGCUGACACAGUACAUCAUGAUAUAAACAGACUGUUUAAUUUUGUUAAGCACUUUAUACAAAAAUGCCAAAGUCCACUUGAGGUUUGUGUUCUUCAUGAUGAUUGUUAGCCUUAUGAAAAUAUUUGAGAGUCCAUCAAUAAUAUACUCUUAUUAAAACCAUUAGUUGUAUCUAAACAAAGUUACUAUCUGACACUAGAAAACAAUUUUUAAAACGUUCUUUGUAUGUUUUGUCGUUCUUAUUUUAUUAAAGUCUGACAUAGAAGAUAUACCAAUUUUAACAGUCAACCUACACAGAAAAAUGUGUACCUGUAUUUCAUACAGGAAGGAACAUACUAGCUGUAUUUAAUAUCUAAAUUGUAUAAAUAAACCACGUUAUUGUAGCAUCCCUUCUUGCUUUGAAAAGCAAAUUACUUCAACUAUUUCUGAGAAUGAUUGGGGAUUAUUAUUCUUUCUCCCACACCAAUGGUACUUAGGUAGCAUCUGCUGUCUGAGAAGUUACAUGAUAUAUUAAGACUUGGUCAGACUUUUAAUAAAUUGAAUAAUUUGUUUAAGACUAAAGGGGUCAAUAUAGACCAACAUGGGGACUGCUAAACUAAUGAGAAAAAGGAUAAUUUUUGAAGAACCCCUAAAGAUGAAUGAGCUACAAAAAUGAAAAGUUUUAGGAUUCCAUGCUGUAUAUAUGAAUACAAAAACGUUGUCGCUAAAUUAAUUUCAAAUUAUUGGAAAUUGUAUUUUUCUUCCAAUGCAUUGCAAUAAAACUGCUAACUUUGCAAACUAA
Molecule: messenger RNA, 2366 nt
Organism: Pseudonaja textilis
Lineage: Eukaryota; Metazoa; Chordata; Lepidosauria; Squamata; Elapidae
Source: RefSeq, a predicted model, not a curated record